AUGGCAGCUGCAGGCCCGAUCAGCGCGCGCCCGCCGGUGGUGAUCGACAGAGAAAAGGUUUGCCCUCUUCUUCUGCGAGUAUUCAUCAAGACCGGUGGCCACCACCGUGUUGAGGACUUCCAAGCACGUGGCCGAGAGCCCGCUGAAGAAGUGCAGAUCUACACAUGGAAGGACGCCACGCUCCGUGAAAUGGCGAACCUCGUCAAGGAGGUCAACGCCACUGCUCGCAACAGCCGUGCACGCAUCUCCUUUGCUCUUGUGUUCCCUGACCACAGGGGUCGCUACCAGAUGAAGAACGUCGGCGUGGUCUUCUCGGCCAAGCGUUCGGAGGACGACAAGAAGACGCUCGACUCUGUCCGCUUCGUGACGGGCGACUACCUCGACGUCGCCGUUUACGUCGAAUAA
This is a messenger RNA of Acanthamoeba castellanii str. Neff, 405 nucleotides long. RefSeq names its product P18, putative. Gene Ontology annotation, molecular function: transcription factor binding; transcription corepressor activity. Gene Ontology annotation, cellular component: nucleus. The record is from RefSeq and is a predicted model, not a curated record. The coding region runs from base 1 to 405 and encodes 134 amino acids. Gene Ontology annotation, biological process: negative regulation of DNA-templated transcription. The transcript has 4 exons. NCBI's taxonomy places the organism in Eukaryota, Discosea, Longamoebia, Acanthamoebidae.